This is a messenger RNA of Polistes dominula (European paper wasp), 2774 nucleotides long. RefSeq lists its product as uncharacterized. Gene Ontology annotation, molecular function: syntaxin binding. NCBI's taxonomy places the organism in Eukaryota, Metazoa, Arthropoda, Insecta, Hymenoptera, Vespidae. The record is from RefSeq and is a predicted model, not a curated record.
GUAAAUGUAUUUGUUUUGUAUAAGUUAAGUAAAAACAAGAACGCCAUAUUUUGUUCCAUUGGUCAAAGGGUCAUUCUUGUCCUUGCAUUGUGAAUUCCUUCGUUUUUACGGGUACAACGAUAAUAAAAAUACUGUAACGUAGGGUGUAAAAACUGCAUCUAUCUUUCUCUUAUCUUUUUCUAUUUUUAUUUUGUCUUUUUCUUUCUUAAAUGCGCGCGCGCACUUCUGCGUUAACUGUUUUCAUCGUUAAGAGAAAAUGUUCCGAUGAUGGACGAUAUCAGCGAUAAAAACUCGAACGAUGAGAAUCCUACGACGGAGGAUAAAAAUGAGGUUAAACCGAUUGAUCGUAUAAAGGAAAGGAAACGUCCUAAGGAAGAAAAAAGUAAAAUGAAAAAUGUCAAAAAGACUGGAGUACAUCUUUUAGAAACUGUCAACGAUGUACAAACUUUGAAAGAAAAGUUGGAUGUUAUGUCUAAAAAGUACUCCGAUAUGGUAGACGAUAACAAAAGAUUGUUGUUAAAUUUAAAACAAUCGGAGAAGAAGGUAGUGUUGUUGUUGAGAGAGAAAGAACAGUUUCAAAGCGAACGUAAUAAAGCUCUUUUAACUAGGAAAAGGUUAGAGAAUUUAUGUCGUGAAUUACAAAAACAGAAUAAAACUGUUAAAGAGGAGUGUUUGUCGAGACUCAAAAAGGAAGAAGAGAAGAGAAAAGAACUCUCUGACAAUUGUAAAAGUAUUUUGGCUCAUAUUAAUCAGCAAAUGAAUUUAACUCAUGAAAAAAAUGAGAAGAUGCAAGAAGAAAGUUUAGAAAUGAAUAAAUUAUUUAAAUCUUUGUGCGAUCAAGUUGCAUUUAAGGAGCAACAACUUAUGCAAGAACAUUUGCGUACAAAGAAUGAGCUUUAUGUAGCAUGUAACAAGUUGGAAGAGUAUAAAAUAGAAGCUACGGUAGAGAAAGAAGUUUUCUUAAGAGAAAAACAACAGCUUUUGCUUACAAUAAAUGAAUAUCGAACAAGAAUUGAUGAAUUACAAGCAGCAGAAGCUGCUAUGAAAACUCAGCUUGACUUGUAUACCAAUAAAUAUGACGAGUUUCAAAAUUGUCUUAAAAGAAGUAACAAAGUUUGUGGAGAAUUUAACGAAGAGAUGGAAAGGAUGUCUAAAAAAAUACUUACCUUGGAGAAAGAAACAUCUUUAUGGAAACAACGAUGGGAGCAGAGUAACACGGUCUUUGUCGAUAUGGCAUCUCAAAAACAAGCAAGAGAUUUGGAAUUGAAAAAAUUAAAAGAAAAAUUAGCUUUGUUACAAAACUUGUGUAGAAUAUUUCAACAAGAAAAAAAAUCUUUGGUUGCACAAUUGAAUGAGAAAAAUGCUAAGACCAAUAACAAUUCGAGUAAAAACGACGAGUCUCCCAAAAAUAGCAAAUCUAAAGAAAAAGAUCAUUCGAAGAAAGAAUCUAUAUCAUCGGAAAGUAAUAAAUCUAAAGAAAAAGAUGAUCAUUCGAAGAAGGAAUCUACAUCAUUAGAAAAUAUUAAUGAACAACUUGCUCCAACAAAUGUAGUUGUAUCAAUUGAACAAAGAUUAGAAACGGAAUCUAAUACAAAUUCCACGACUGAAAAGAAACAUGAAAUAAGUGAAGAUGAAGAAAUGACUAACUCAACGAUACAGAAUUGUUUACUUUCUUCUGAACCCUGCUCCGAGGAUAUGGAUUCUUCUUCUCAAGAAAAUAGAAUAGAAGGACAGGAAAAAAUAUCUUCUGACGUAGAAAUGGUAGAAGAAAAUAGUUCACAGACCCAAUCAAGUAUAGUAGAAUCAUCUUCCGUUAUUAGUACUGAAAAUAUAAAUGAGAAUGAAGUUGUAGAAAUGGAAAAUGAAGAAUCAAUAGAACGGAUAAGUAACAUGCUGUGUGAUAACAGUACAACAGAAAUUAAAUCUAGUUCGGAAAAUACAGUAAAUGAAAGUACAGUACAAAUAUCGAUAUCUAAAAAAGAAGCUGUUGAAACAGAACAGCAAGAUACAGAAAGUAGUAACCAAGAAAACAGUACUGAGAAAUUAAUCGAUAAUAUAGAAAAUAAAUGCACUGAUGUAGCUUUAUCUGAAAUAGAGACAGAGACUACGAUAGAACAAGAUAGAACAACUAAUUUGUCGGAAGAAGAUGUAAUUGACAAACCAUUAGACUUAUCUAAUGUUGAAUUAGAAAUAAAAUUAGAUGAUAAAUUAGAAGAAAUGAAUAUUAGUGUAGAAAACAUUCAAGAGAUUGAAAAGCCUGAAUCUGAAAUAAUAAAAGAUUCCACAGAAGUGAAUCCUAGUUUAGAAAAGAAAGUUAAAACUGAUAUGCCUUGUUCUAAAGAAGAUAAUAAAUCAACGAAGCAAAAUGUUACGACUGCAACUAAGAAUGUAAGAAGAAAGAAGAAAUAAAUAAAUGAUAGGAGCAUUAGAAUUAUAUUUAAGAUAGAAUCAAGCAAAACUACAUUUUUAUUUUUUAUUUUAUUGGAAAUGAUGCUGAGCUAUCACAAGAUUUCUGUUUCAUUAUUUUCAAAUGGAGGAAUAUCAGAUAAGUGCAUGUCUUCUUUUUUAAGUAAGAUAUUCAAUGAGAAUCAACGAGGUGUUUAGAAAUUGUAUCAUGGAAAAAAAAAACGAUUUUACACGCUUUACAAUUCUACAAAUAUUUUACUUGAUAAUUCAUAUUAUUCGUAUGAUACAUUGUACUCUCUUGAAUUAUAAAAUGAAAAUGAUAGUGUGGUCGUUGAUAGAAUUAUUUAUAGAGAGAUAUAUUAUAAAUA